CAAAGACUUCGGAUACGACUCUAUCAGUGAUGGGGAACCGGACGACAAAAGCGCUGAACAGACAUUUAAAAAGCCAUCAGGGACAUUGUCUAUUGAUGAAAUGGUAGCCCAGGGAAUCCUAUUUUUCGUCGCCGGCUACGAUACUACCAGUGCAGCCCUAACUCACGCCAUAUACUAUCUGUCCCUUCAUCCGGAGUGUCAACAGAAACUGUACGAUGAGUUGAAAACAUGCGAUGAGUUUACGUACGAAAAGUUGGUUCACUUGAAGUACUUGAAUGCAGUCAUCAAUGAGACCCUACGAUUCGCGCCGUCGUUUUUACGAUUAUUUCGGGUAUGCGUUGAGGACUACCCCCUCGGAAAUACAGGUAUUACAAUACCAGCUGGUACUUCUAUGACUGUUAGUACCUACGCAUUGCACCGGGAUUCUAAAUAUUGGGACAACCCCAAUGACUUCUUACCUGAACGUUGGAUUCAACCUAAACACCAUCCCUACGCCUAUAUGCCAUUUGGUGGUGGACCUAGACAUAUCGAGCUAUUUGCCGACAAAAGGGUUUCCAAUGAGACACCUGUGUUGGCGUCUAUAUGUCUACAGUUUAUUUCCAGUCGCAUCUAUUCAUGUUUUAAAGUUAAGGCCUAUCGCAGACCCAAAGGCGUCAACACAGGUAUCUCAAACGAUACUACUCAUACUGGACCAGACAUGGAGUACCAGGGCCAAAAUAUGUUGAUUUACGCCAGGUUCUUAAACCAUUACAUGAAGUAG
Messenger RNA from Oppiella nova, 760 nucleotides. The record is from the annotation of a GenBank genome assembly. Lineage: Eukaryota; Metazoa; Arthropoda; Arachnida; Sarcoptiformes; Oppiidae.